AAAACGUUUUCUUCAGUUUAUAGGAAAAAAAAAAUACUUUUCCCAGAAAUGUCCCCUGUAUUUUUAUUUUGGUGAAUGGUGAAACAUCAUCAGUGCCAGUAACGCCUGUAAGAAAAUAACGAAAUAAUUUAUCGUUUGCAGCUAGUUAGCCUUUUUACUGUCUAGACAUAUAGUGCAUUAAGCCAACGAAAGGCGAGAGUUCGACUUCUGACCAGUGAACGAAGUGGGAGGCGGUCUUCAAGUUUAAAUGCCUUGUUGGCGUGUGGGCACCUUCUUUGCAUUUUUUCCCCCCGUAAUGGUUUAUUUAAUACAUUUAGUAUGCAUGUUACAUCUGAGCCGGGGUUCCUCCCAAUGGGUGUGUGGUAUAGCGGGUCCACAGCUCAAAAUUGAAAAGGCCAGUUUUAAUAGAUAAUCGCCGCACUCGCGGCUUAAAGAGAGGGUUGUGGUAGGGCGUCCGGAGCGGUUCCCGGGAGCUUCGUGAUGCGGGUUGUCCUUGCUUAAGUGCACAGGUUAGGAGUCGUCCACAUUCGUAAUUGAUGCCGGGGGCUGCUAAUCUCCACACCUGACCCACGUCCCCUUAAUAUAUAAUAGAAGCGCGAGGCAUAUGGGAGGGGGAAUAAAGAGAGAGAGAUAUAGAGAGCAGGCUCGUGAAAGUUUAAUGCAGCUGGUAGGAGAGCCCCGAAUGAGUGUUUGGCCAACUCUCGUAGAGGGGCUUAUUGAAGCGGUCGUUCCACCUGAGCAGUUUUGAGGAGCUGGAGUGACCGACAGAGGGGUCGACUGGCCGGUGAAGGAAGCAGAGUCGUGGAGGCUUUGGACGUGGUGAGCACCCUGACUGCUGGGGAAGGAACCCAAGUCUCAGUCCGGCUGGAGCCCGAUGUAGCCGGGGAUCGGAUGGCUACCGGACCAGAAUUGAAGGGAGUUGCAUUUUGCUGGUAGGGUCGGGGCCCGUAUGGGAGAAGCAGGGGAGCCGCCAGUAAAGCACCGGUUGCUUUAAGAAAAGACUGCUUCCAGCCAUUGUUUUAACCUCAUCUAUUUAAAGGAUUUAUCUAUUGUGUUUUUAACCUCCACGAAUUCACCUGUUUUAUUGGAUUAUUGUUGACUUUGAGAUGGACUGCGCUUUUUUACUGAAACACUUUGUUUUGCUUUUGUUGAUUUUAAUAAAAGCACUCUGCACUUUUUGCACCAGCCCUUUGCUAUGUGGUUGAUGUCUAGCUCAUCUGUGACAUUACCGACGGUGUCAGGUUCGAGAGCUCCCCAGAAGCUAGAUGGGAGCAUUAAGUUAAACCCGCAUCGUCACAGAUUCGUGGUCUGUGUCGUCUUUGUUCAUUUCCGAUUCUUUCAUGUGUGUUCAUUCCAUUUGCCUUUUAUUUCCCCAUUGCUUCUAUUUAUCUUUCAGUGCUUUGUGGGUGGUUCCCCAAGAGGCGGGGCCACCUACCAAUCACCACCAGGAGGCGCCCUCCACCCUGUAAAUUCGGAUUGUCUUCCUCAGUUCCUGGCCGGUCAUUGGGAAUGGACGCUGGAGUCGAUUACAAAGGGAGCCUCUUUCGCAAUUCCCAUGACCAUGUGGUGAGGCGUCUAAUGUCCUGGGGUCAUCCAGGCGGGACAGAAAUCUCUAGAAGAGAAGAGCGUUCACUUUGCGGUAGGGAAGAGUUUCACACAGGGGGAACAUGGCCUCCGACACAGAGGAUGGCGUGGAUCCACGACUGGCUUGCAUUAAACAAGAGGAUUGUGACGGGGGUGCCCCAGAGGAAUGGGGAGUGAAAGUGGAGUCGUGCGAAGAAAGAAUUUCGCUGUCGAACGAGGAGGAGUCCAAGGGGGGGACUGGUGAAGUGAAAGGGGAGGAUCUGGACGAUUUUUCAGUGGAAGAGCGUGCACACGAGAAGAUUUUAAGGCAGGGUGUCUGCGCAGACGCCCAUUCCGGUGCACGGCCCUGGUCCACUCAUUCGGGAUGGCUGGCUACCCAGCAGAAUCCCACAGAGCUGAAGUCUGAAGUAUGCGAGUCUGAAGAGGAAAUCGAUGAAGGAAACGGGAAAGAAGAAGAGCUGCGGUCAUCUAGGAGUGUUAGAACAAAUUUACUUGAGAACUGCAGCUUCGCCCCAUCUUCUUUUGCUCAGAUGCCCCCUUGGUGCAAACAGUACAAGACGAAGAUGCAGAAAUCAACAAGAGGAUCAGAGAAUUUGACAGCAGCCUUUCUUGAGUGCAGUUCUCUUACUGCUGAGCAAACAAAGAGAGAAGCCGUGAACACCGAACAGCAAGUGGUGAGUAACUCGGAUAAAGAGGCUUUACAUGAUGACCGAGAGUGUGGAGAAACUUCUAAAACCCAAUCUGACUGUAAAGAUGGGUCAGUCCAAACAAUUCAGAAGCUAUCUGGCUGUUCUGAACAUGUUGAACUAUUUUCACACGGCAAAAGUCUUUCUGGACAUGAAAGGGCUCACAAUGGAGAAAUCCCCCUUUGCCGGCCGGAGUGUGGUAAACAACUACUCGUUAACAGUGUUUUUCUGAAGCAAACACGUGUUUGUACUGGAGAUAAGUCAUUCAGCUGUGCCGAAUGUGGCAAAAGAUUCUUUCAGAAGAGGAGUCUUCAAAAUCAUACAAAAAUGCACAGUGGGAAAAAGCCGUAUUGUUGUUAUGAAUGUGGUAAAGGAUUCUCAUUUCUAAGUAAUUUUCAUAACCACUUAAGAAUUCACAGUGGAGAGAAGGCUUAUCAUUGUAGUGAAUGUGGCAAACAGUUCAUACAAGAAAGCAGCCUACGAAGGCAUAUGAAAAUUCACACUGGAGUGAAACCCCACUGUUGUUCACAGUGUGGCAAACGAUUCUCACAAACAAGUCAUCUCCAGAGACACACGCGGAUUCACACCGGAGAAAAACCGUACAGCUGUUCUGAUUGUGGCAAAUGUUUCCCAGACAACCAGAGUCUUAACAGGCAUAUGAGAAUUCACACUGGAGAGAAACCCCAUUGCUGUCAAAAAUGUGGGAAACGGUUCUCACUAUUGGGUGAUUUCCGGACCCACUCGAGAAUCCACACUGGAGAAAAACCUUAUUCCUGUUCUGAAUGUGGGAAGCAAUUCAUUAACAGUAGUCAGCUUCAGAGGCACUCACGAAUUCACACUGGAGAAAAGCCAUAUUGCUGUUCAGAAUGUGGCAAACAAUUCAUUGACAGCAGCCAUCUUCAGAACCACACAAGAGUCCACACUGGAGAAAAACCAUAUAACUGUUCAGAAUGUGGCAAGCAAUUCUCUGAAAGUAGUGCUCUUCAGAGGCACACACGAAUCCAUACUGGGGAAAAGCCGUACAGCUGUUCAGAAUGUGGCAAACAAUUCUCGGACUGUAGCGCUCUUCAGAGCCACACAAGAGUCCACACUGGAGAAAAACCCUAUUGCUGUUCUGAGUGUGGCAAACGAUUCUCUGGCCAUAGUGCUUUUCGGCAGCACAAACGAAUUCAUACUGGGGAGAAGCCGUAUUGCUGUCCUGAAUGUGGUAAAAGGUAUUCACAAAAAAGAAGCCUUAACAGCCACUCAAACAUUCACGCUAGAGAAAAAAAAACAAGAAUUGCAGUUGAGGUAGCUGUGGAAUAAACCAAUGGAAACGCUGCUAAGGUGAACAGGUGUCAUUAAAAGAAACUUUCAGAAUUCCUUGCCUUUCGAACUCUGUACAAACUGCCAGGAGAAUUUCUCAUUACAACUUGUACAUUGAACAUGUGCAACAUGUUGUGGAAGACAGACAGGUAGACAUCAUUCGUUCACCCCACACACAUUUAUUUUACAACUAAUAUUUACAAAAGUGCACCACAACCCCAAAACUCCCCCAAAGUCCAGGUCGCACAAUGCCUCUAUCUUAUCUUCAGGCCGCCUCCACUCCUCUCCUCUCCUCCAAGACUUCAUCUACUCCACACCCGACUCCAUCCCUCGAAUGGAGGGAGGCAGCCCCUUUUAUACACACCCGGACGAGCUCCAGGUGCCUCCCGAUUAGCUUCCACUG
Molecule: messenger RNA, 3978 nt
Organism: Polypterus senegalus (gray bichir)
Lineage: Eukaryota; Metazoa; Chordata; Cladistia; Polypteriformes; Polypteridae
Product: gastrula zinc finger protein XlCGF26.1-like
Exons: 3
Coding region: 1668-3575 (635 amino acids)
Biological process (GO): regulation of transcription by RNA polymerase II
Cellular component (GO): nucleus
Molecular function (GO): DNA-binding transcription activator activity, RNA polymerase II-specific; RNA polymerase II cis-regulatory region sequence-specific DNA binding
Source: RefSeq, a predicted model, not a curated record